This is a messenger RNA of Cyclocybe aegerita, 372 nucleotides long. The record is from the annotation of a GenBank genome assembly. NCBI's taxonomy places the organism in Eukaryota, Fungi, Basidiomycota, Agaricomycetes, Agaricales, Hemipholiotaceae.
CAUGCCAGCUUCAUCAGUGACCGCCGCAAGCAGCACGCAGCUUCCUCCUGCGAAGCCCAAUCAUAACUUCACGCGUAGGCCGUCCUCCAAGCUAGGGGUGUUCUUCUGGAGGCAGAGGAUGUGGAUCGAGUCGACUUUCGUCUUGUCUAUGCUCGAGCCUUGGGAGAAGAUCCUGCUUGUGACCAUCUUCUUCGCUUUCUCCCUCCUCCUAUUUACUGGAAUGUACAAGUACAUGCCGCAGCACCUCGUUUUCCUGAGAGGACGAGCAGUCUAUUACCUCUGGGGACAGGAGGGCGGUGAACGUUUCCUGUGGCAGUGGUUGGGACUCGCUGGUGAGGGGAUGGUCAACGCCAGCUUGCAUAAAGAGCUUUA